GGGAGCCAGGCCGGCAGGGUGCAGCCUAGGCCGGCUCUGCCUUCUCCCUGAGCUGCGGAGGCGGAAGGCCCGCGAAAGGCUUGGGUGCUUUCCCGUCUUGGCAUUCCCGUUGGUCAUGCUUUAACCUGGGAGGAAUGGCUAUGGGCCAUGAGCAGACCCUGUAGAAAUUCGUGUUCUUCGUUCGUUUGCAGUCAUUGUUUGCAUUCAUCGAGUAACCUUGUAGUUUAGUUUACUUCUAAAUAAAAUACAUUAGAGCGUUGAAUAAAGUAGGUGAUUUAUGAAUCAUGCUAAGGGGCGUGGUGGCACACACCUUUAAUCCCAGCACUCGGGAGGCAGAGGCAGGUGGAUCUCUGUGAGUUCGAGGCCAGCCUGGGCUACAGAGCAAGUUCCAGGACAGCUAGAGCUGUAACACAGAGUAACCCUGUCUCUAAAAAAUAAAAUCUUGCUAAGGGCUGCGGAGAUGGCUCCUUGGGUAGAAGAGCCUGAGUUCGAAUUUCCAGCGUCUGUAGGAAAAAACGUGCGUGGCUAAGGAAGUCUGAAACCACAAUUCUGGGAGGUGGAAACAGAAACAGCUUUCCAGAAUAUUGGCUCUUCCACCAGAAAGCUUGAUCAAGUCAAUAUCUGCAGUUCCAGUUUCAAAAAAAGAAGAAGUGGCAGAUUUCCAGCUUUCUGUGGAUUCCUUGCUAGAAGACAACAAUCACCAGUCAAAACUAGAUACUCAAGAUCAUGCCAGGAGACUGACAGAGAAGUGGAGUUACAAACAGUUGUAAAUGCUAGGAAGAGUGUCCGGUCCUCUGGAAGAGCAGCCGCUUAAAUGUGAUACAGUGGUGACUGCCAUCAGUGCUGGUCCAGGGACUCUGAAUUUCAAAAUAAACAGAGAAUUAUUAACAAAGGCAGUGCUGCAGCAAGUCCUUGAAGACGGCUCUAAAUAUGGGUUAAAAAGUGAACUUUUCUCAGGUCUUCCCCAGAAGAGGAUUGUGGUUGAAUUCAGUUCACCUAAUGUUGCAAAAAAAUUUCAUGUUGGACAUUUGCGCUCCACCAUCAUAGGAAAUUUUAUAGCAAAUCUAAAAGAAGCUUUAGGACAUCAAGUAACAAGAAUAAAUUACAUUGGAGAUUGGGGCAUGCAGUUUGGUCUGCUGGGGACUGGUUUCCAGCUGUUUGGCUAUGAAGAAAAACUCCAUUCCAAUCCUUUACAGCAUCUCUUUGAUGUUUAUGUACAAGUUAAUAAAGAAGCUACAGAUGAUAAAAAUAUAGCAAAAUUGGCACAUGAAUUCUUCCAUCGACUAGAACUGGGUGACAUGCAGGCCCUUUCACUGUGGCAACGAUUUCGGGACUUGAGCAUUGAAGAAUACAUUCAGAUUUACAAGCGCCUUGGAAUAUACUUUGAUGAAUAUUCAGGAGAAUCAUUUUAUCGUGAAAAAUCUCGAGAUAUCUUAAAGUUGCUGGACAGCAAAGGACUUCUACAGAAAACAAUAACAGGGAAUGUUGUGGUAGAUCUCUCUGGGACUGGUGACCUCUCUUCUGUCUGCACUGUGAUGCGAAGUGAUGGAACCUCUCUCUAUGCGACCAGGGAUCUUGCAGCUGCUAUAGAUCGAAUGGACAAGUAUAAUUUUGAUACAAUGAUUUAUGUGGCAGACAAAGGGCAAAAAAGGCAUUUUCAGCAAGUGUUCCAAAUACUGAAGAUCAUGGGAUAUGAAUGGGCAGAAAGGUGCCAGCAUGUACCUUUUGGGAUAGUAAAGGGAAUGAAGACUCGAAGAGGGGAUGUCACUUUUCUGGAAGAUGUCUUAAAUGAGGUUCAGUCAAGGAUGCUACAGAACAUGGCUUCCAUUAAGACAACAAAAAAAAUGGAGAACCCACAAGAGACUGCAGAGAGGGUAGGGCUCGCAGCUCUCAUCAUCCAGGAUUUCAGAGGCUUACUCCUAUCUGACUAUCAGUUCAGUUGGGACCGUGUUUUCCAGAGUCGUGGGGACACUGGAGUCUUCCUACAAUAUACCCAUGCCCGCCUCUGUAGUUUGGAAGAGACUUUUGGAUGUGGUUACCUCAAUGACGUCAAUGUUGCUUGUUUACAAGAGCCACAGUCAGUUUCCAUUCUCCAGCAUCUUCUCAGGUUCGACGAGGUACUUUAUAAAUCAUCUCAGGACCUUCAACCUAAGCACAUUGUUAGUUAUCUUUUAACGCUAAGUCACCUUGCAGCUAUGGCACAUAAAACACUCCAAGUGAAAGACAGUCCUGCUGAUGUGGCUGGGGCCAGACUUCAUCUUUUCAAAGCUGUCCGUUCUGUCCUAGCCAAUGGAAUGAAGCUUCUUGGAAUUAUACCUUUCUAUGUACCAGAAUCAUUGCUAUGUACUGAGCAGAUAAGAAAGUGGCAACACACACCUCGGAAUGGCCCUUAAGCAGCUUCAUGAAGAGGGGAGAUUGACAGGUGUAUAUAACAAUAAAACAGAGAUAAAUGCCAAUAAAUGUAUAUAUAUGGUACCCGAACCUACUGUUUCAGCUCUUGUUUUCUUUCUUCCCGACACUAACUCUCAGGAGCUUCGUUUGUCAUCCUAAGAAAUGAAUAAUUCUCGGUACUAUCACUGGAAUUAGAAGAGUACUGAGAUACAGUACUGUACUAUAAUAAGGACGUGAUACUUUGUUCAAAAGCAGAAAGCCUAAUGUCAGGAGUGCCUGAGACUGAGACAUAAAGCGUAACCUAAAAUAUCUGGUCAUCACUGAAAAUUUAGAACAUUUCACUCCUGAGACACUUAAAGUGCAAAAGAAAUUUAAACUUGGAAAGCCAGGCCCAAGAGUCCCAGCUUCAACAGUGUUUAAGAUCUUGGAAUACACAAUCUAAGUCUUAACCCAUUGUUACAAGGUGGUGAGGGAUGAAUGUAUGCAAAAACUCAGUCCACAUGGCAGAUACUCCACAAAAGACAACUUUCUCAUCUGACAGGAUGAGUUUAAAUGCAAAUACUGGUUUAGUAUAAACUAGCUACACUAGAAAUUCAAAACAAGUUGUACUUAUAUAACAUCAAUUAUAUAUAGCCAAUUAAAAAGGUAAGUGCUGUCGAUUAUGCUCAUUGUUAAUAAAAGGCUGACUGGCUGACAGCUGGGCAGGACGAGAUUGAGCAAGAGAGCCAGACUAGGAGAAUUCUGGGAAGAGGAAGGGUGGAGUCAGAGUUGCUGGCAAAAUGCAGAGGAGCAGGAUGAGAAUGCUGUACUGAGAAAUGGUACCAAGCCACAUGGCUAAACAUAGAUAAGAAUUAUGGGUUAAUUUAAAUGUAAGAGUUAGCUGAGCUAUCAACCAAGCAUUUCUCAAUAAUAUUAAGCCUCAGUGUGUUUAUUUGAGAGUAGUGGGACAGGAAAACUGUUUACAGAUAAUUUCCCCCAAAACUAAUCAUAUGCUGACUUAGCAGAUCUCUUAAAAACAAAGGAGUAAUGUCAAGCUAUGUCUAAUACUAUUCAGGUAGUGUCUAGAAAUAGAAUCAAAUUUUAGGUUUUACUGUGGAACAAUGACAGAACAAAUACAUCUGGAAGUAGAAUACCAGGCAGGGUUGAGCCAGGGCUCAGAAAGGUCUCUAGAAACCAGACCACAGAAAUAAAUGAAUUUAAAUUGGGAAGAGAGGACACCUGAAGAGUAAGGAUGUGACAUUACCAUCAAACAUUCACAAGUUCAUCCUAUGAAUUAGUAUUUUCAUUGUUAGGAUAUGAAGAACAAUGAGAGUUUAGUUAAGCUCCUCAACAGUCAGUGUUGAAACCUUUACGUAAAGGGCUAUUUCUGCACUAUUUUCAUAUCAAUGUCAGAACACUCCUCCACUGUCAUCCCUAUCUCUGACAGUGGGCAUACUGCCAGAGACUAAGUUAAGGAGAAUAAAAACUGGAUGGAGAAAACAUUACUCAGCAUUUAAAAACAAAAACAAAAACAGCUUAAAACACUCUAGAAAUUCUGAUGACAUGAAGAAGCCUGCACAAUUUAGUCACGGGUUAGCUAUACACUAUGUUUGGCCAAGUUACCUCACCUGUGUGGACUUAACUUUGUGGAGGUUUAAGUGAGAACUCCCCUGAUAGGCUCCAAUGUUUGAAUGCUUAGUCCUCUGUCACUGACGAUGUCUAGGCAGAUUUAGAAGAUGUGGCCUUGCUGUAGGAAGUAUGCCGCUAGGAAUAGGCCUUAAGGCUUCAAAGCCAUGUGUCGUUCCUAGCUUGCUCUUUGUUUUGUGUUUGUGGUUCAAGUUGUAAGCCCUUCAGCUUCUGCUCCAGCCACACUGCCCGCCACUGUUGCCACCAUUCCACCAUCAUGGACUCUAAUCCUCUGGACCUGUAAGCCCAAAUAAACUCUUCUAUUGAUUGCCUUGGCCAUGAUGUUUUAUCACAGCAAUAGAAAGGUUACUAAUACAGUGUACUGUUAUCCAUUAAAAACAACAACAACAAAGCAUAUACUGAAGGAUUUCUUUUCUCACUAAUAUUUUUAACACUUUCCUCUUGAAACAAAAAGCCAAUCAUAUUAGCUACUUUGCUGUUGCUGUGAUAAAAUGUCAUGACCAAGGCAACCAAUAGAAGAGUGGGUUUCCUUUGGGCUUACAGUUUCAGAAGGAUAAGAGUUCAUAACCAUCACAGUGGGGAAGGCAGCAAGCAGGCAGAGCAGCAGAACAGCUGAGAGUUCACAUCUUAAACCAUAAGCACCAAGUACUGCAGAGGAACUGAACUGGCAACAGUACAUGGCUCUUCAAACAUCUCAUUUAAACUACAACACCAUAAUAAAUAUGAUGAUCCUCAAAAACUCUAUGCUAAGGAGGAAAGCCCACCUAUAAAGCCAAGUGCGCUUUAAAUCCAAAGUAAUAUUACACUCUACAUUCACCAAAGUGCCGGAUGGAGUGAACAAAACAGGUGCUGUAAGAGAGGAGUUUCCUUUUACCUAUGGCAUAUUAUUUUGU
Peromyscus californicus insignis is the source of this 4910-nucleotide messenger RNA. RefSeq names its product arginyl-tRNA synthetase 2, mitochondrial (gene Rars2). The record is from RefSeq and is a predicted model, not a curated record. NCBI's taxonomy places the organism in Eukaryota, Metazoa, Chordata, Mammalia, Rodentia, Cricetidae. The transcript is spliced from 22 exons. The coding region runs from base 771 to 2393 and encodes 540 amino acids. Gene Ontology annotation, biological process: arginyl-tRNA aminoacylation; mitochondrial translation. Gene Ontology annotation, molecular function: arginine-tRNA ligase activity; ATP binding. Gene Ontology annotation, cellular component: cytoplasm; mitochondrion.